AUGCCGGAGACAUCCCAAUUGGACCGGCUCGAACCCUUCGAUCCAAUACUGUGGCCGUCCAGGAAGAAAUGGAUGCAUGUGUUUGUAGUGGCCUUCAUAACCUGCGUCACGCCAUUGGCAUCUGCUGUCUACACGCCCGCCCUGGAUCAAGUGAUUGGGGAUUUCAAGAUCGAAGACAACCCCACACUGGCGGAUCUGACUGUCUCGGCCUACGUUCUCGGGUUUUCUGCUGGACCACUGCUGCUUGCUCCGUUGAGCGACACUUUCGGCAAGAACCCGGUGUAUCAGACUUGCAAUGUGCUUCUGACGCUAUGCAACUUGGCCUGUAUGGUCGCUCCGUCAGCCGAGUGGCUGGUCUUCUUCCGUUUCCUAGCUGGAUGCGCUGGGGCGAGCCCGAGAACUCAAGGUGUUGGGACGGCAACAGAUAUUAUGGCUAAGGAGAAGCGUGCCCGGGCCAUGUCGGUUAUGGCGUUUGGCAGCGUCUGCAGCCCUGCAGUAGGGUCGGCUUUAGGAAGUAUUGUUGCACAGGCCUGGGGAUGGAGAGGUUGCUUCGGAUUCCUGGUUUUCAUGGGGUUGAUCAGUGUCCUUUUGACCUACCAGUUCAUGUGCGAGACAUAUCUGCCUGUCCUUCGGCGAAAGCAUGCCGCAAGGGGUGAGAUGGGUGGAAUGGUUGACGCUGACGGUCAGAUCAGCGCCGAAAAGAUCAUCGCUUCGAAGCAGCCCUUGAGAAGCAUGCUCUACAAGGCUGCGAUUCGCCCUUUGAACUAA
Colletotrichum spaethianum is the source of this 768-nucleotide messenger RNA. RefSeq names its product efflux pump rdc3. The record is from RefSeq and is a predicted model, not a curated record. Bases 1 to 768 code for a protein of 255 amino acids. Gene Ontology annotation, biological process: transmembrane transport. NCBI's taxonomy places the organism in Eukaryota, Fungi, Ascomycota, Sordariomycetes, Glomerellales, Glomerellaceae. The transcript has 3 exons. Gene Ontology annotation, molecular function: transmembrane transporter activity.